This is a messenger RNA of Planococcus citri (citrus mealybug), 931 nucleotides long. RefSeq lists its product as uncharacterized. The coding region runs from base 168 to 878 and encodes 236 amino acids. The transcript is spliced from 2 exons. NCBI's taxonomy places the organism in Eukaryota, Metazoa, Arthropoda, Insecta, Hemiptera, Pseudococcidae. The record is from RefSeq and is a predicted model, not a curated record.
UAAGAGAUUUGCGAAGUGAUAAAAAACACGAAAGAAAAUAUGAAAAUUGUUGGAAUGAAAUAUUACUCUAAAAUAUAUAAGAUUUAAUGAUAUUUUAAUUAGAAACUUCAGUUUUCAAGUGUUUGGUUGAAAUGGAACUGUGAUAGUUUUGCUAAACUUCGAGAACCAUGAACACUUUGAUGAAAACCACAUUCCGACGCUUCGCCGGUCAAGUCGGUUAUAUCAUUAAAAAUUAUCACGUAGAAUCCGGACUAACGAAAUUUCGCAGCAACGUGAAACCUCUCUGGCACGAAGACUCAAUCACCUGUAAUUUAGUUCAGAAAACGAUAAUUCCUCUGAACCAUGUUAACCAGAAACCAUCCAUCAUCGAUAAACCAAAAUUCAACAUAGUGGAAAAAAUAGAUACUCUGUUACCGGAGAAAAUCGAUAUUACUCCGGUUAAAGAAAUCGAAGAGCCUACUUCGGUCAACAUAGUCGAGAAAAAAGCCCACCGCAUGUUGAGAAUCAGACGUAAAAAAAUGAAGAGGCAUCAACGAAGAAAACUGCGUAAACGAAUGCACUACGUUUGGGCUAAAAUCAGAAGGAAACGUGAAGCGAAAAAAGAGACCGCUUUCCGGAACGAAAUUAUUGGAAAAUUACGAGAAGCCAAACGGUUUGACGCUGAAGCCUACGUUACUAGUAGAUUGGAAUUAUAUCGUCGCGAAAUACUACCUAACAGAAUUCCCGGCGGUGUUAUAAUGCCGGAAUUCGUCGUUCGUGAAGUACUGCAAAGAAGACGUGAUUGGGUGCAAAGAAUGAAAGAUUGGCGAGCACGCCAGAAGAAAAUGAUUGAGGAACGUGGCUCGUUGGCAGUCACUCCGGAUGAUAGAUUUAAUUGAAAAUAUUAAUUUGUUUACAGUCUAAUGUUAAUAUUAGAGAUAUUUUGUUCUUU